Corylus avellana is the source of this 1791-nucleotide messenger RNA. Its product is annotated as homeobox-leucine zipper protein ROC2-like. Gene Ontology annotation, molecular function: lipid binding. Lineage: Eukaryota; Viridiplantae; Streptophyta; Magnoliopsida; Fagales; Betulaceae. The record is from RefSeq and is a predicted model, not a curated record.
AUGUUUGCAUGUCCUGUCCCAAGAAGUCAGGAUAUGCUACUAUAUAAGCAUCAAAAGUACAACUGCUACAGCUCUGUUUCGGUUGUGCUUGAGUUGACAAAUUCUGAUAUAGAGUGGUUGGGGGAUGAAAACUCGGGAGAGGAGGUUGAGUCGGAAGACGGGCUGCUACACAGGAUAAAUUCGUGGGAUCGUCAAGACUUAAAUAUUCAAGUUCCUAACCAUGAGCAGUUUCAUUAUAGAGAAGAAGAUUAUGCACAAUGCUCCUGGAGUAGUGCUCCAGACAGAAGCAGAGGACUGGCUUUUGGACAAUCUUCUAGUUGGCAUCCAGUUCAAGCAUCCAUGGAUAGAGAAAUCGUCUAUAACUCUAGGGAGAGUAGUGAGUUCCUAGAACUGCAAGAGGCAAAUAACAUCUCCAAGGCAGCUUUCAAGGAAAUCAUGUCGAUGGCUUUAGAAGCAAACACUUGGGUUGUUGGCACUCCAGCAUUUGGUUCAAUUGAGGAAUUGCAACAAAGGUUCAGGAGUCCACCUCCGCCUGGAAUGAGAGUUGAAUGUUCCAUUGAGACUGCAUUUGUUCCAAUUGCCCCUAAGAGUCUGCAUUCUACCUUCAUGGAUGCGGAUGUAUGGGCUUCAACAUUUUCUGGCAUUGUCCAUGAUGGAUCUAGCCAUUUGCCAACUGGUGUUUUGUCGCAGUUGAUUGAUACUGAUCGGACAAUCAUUGAUAUAGUAGUGGUCAAUGCUGAAUGUCAAUUGCCCACACCAUUGGUGCCAAUACGGAAAUUCCGUUUCUUGAGGUCCCUAAGAGAGAUCGCACCAGAUAUAUGGGCCAUAGUUGAUGUGUCGAAUGAUUAUUUCCACCAUGAACCUUCUGAUUCUACAUCGGCAGUGAAGUGUCGGCGAAGGCCUUCUGGGGUGAUAAUCAGAAAGCGUGGCAAUGGCUCUGAGGUUAUAUGGAUUGAGAAUGUGGAAGUGUAUGAGCACCAAGUCCAAGAAAAUAUGUACUCAAAAAUAGUCAACUCGAACCUCGCAUUCUGUGCAAACCGUUGGGUUAGGCUAUUGUUGCAGAAGUUUAAGCGAAACAAAAGUACAUUUUUCCAUCCUCAGAUGCCACUGGGAUGGCGAGCUCAUGUAUAUCUGCUGAAUUUAAUCAAGUGCAUGGAGAAGGAGUACUUUGACUGCAUUAGUGAGGCUCCUAACAGAAGGAAAUGGGAAAUUCUGGCUGAUGAAGGAAUAAGGGUUUUGAGGGAUGUGACUGUUAAUCAUGUUGAAACACUGGGCUCAAAUAAUUAUAUUGCCUUGACUAGCUUCCAUGUUCAAGCAGCACCUCUCUUACUUUUCCACUUUCUUGUGAAAAGGAAUUUCCAAUUACAGUGGCCAAGCCUUCAGGAAGAGUCUGAAGAGCUUUUUACAUGUGCCACAGAAGAUGAUAGUAUCUGCAUCACUUUACAUAAGAAAGUAGUUUCACAGAACAAUUCCACAGAAUAUCUGUUGCAAGAGGAUUCAGACGAUGAAUUUUGCCACUUCAUUAUAUCAUCACCAAUGACCAAAUUAGCUGUUGACGCUGCUCUUUUCUCUGGAAUAUGGAAAAAUGAUUUCUUAAAGCCGUCAGGGUUUGCUAUAAUGCCUGAUGGCUCUGGUGGCCUCCAAUCUGAUGGCUCCCUAGUAACCAUUGCCAUGCAACAAGAGCUUGAUGUCCUGGACUUGGAGGAGGGUCCAGCCAUUCAAACCAUGAGCAAUAUUAUCAGGGGAAUUGUUGGAGAGAUAAAGGAAGCAAAUUUGGAGAAGAAAGAGUGA